Ornithodoros turicata is the source of this 749-nucleotide messenger RNA. RefSeq lists its product as uncharacterized. Lineage: Eukaryota; Metazoa; Arthropoda; Arachnida; Ixodida; Argasidae. The coding region runs from base 16 to 708 and encodes 230 amino acids. The transcript is spliced from 5 exons. Gene Ontology annotation, biological process: symbiont-mediated perturbation of host defenses. The record is from RefSeq and is a predicted model, not a curated record. Gene Ontology annotation, molecular function: amine binding.
GCCACCGAGAACGUCAUGCGCCAGCUGAACAUGAACAUGGGUCUUAAAGCGGUGGUGUUGGCGGUGGUGAUGAAAGAGCUCGCCGUUAUCGGCCUCACGCAGGCUCUGUCUGCGGACGAUAUGGCAGGCCAACUGUGGAUGAAUGCACUGUCCUGGGGACUGUGUAGGAAUGCACCGCAACCUAGAGACGCCAUCAAGAUGAUGACCACUUCCAACCGGUUUUAUCUCAUCUUAGCGGCUUACAAAUCGUGGCAAGACAACGAACCAGAACUAUGCACUCACAUGAUCCUUCAUAAAAAGACUGACAAAAGCCUACACUUCAAGAAGUAUUCCCACUGGCGUGGGGAAUGGGCUGAGGACGACAGGUAUUUCAACAUGGACCUACCUGCUAAUUCUCAUGUCAAGAGCACGAUGACAUCCACUUUUGACCCAGAAUUCCCCCAGUAUGGAUGGAAUUACACCAUGUUGUUCGCAAAAGAGGGCGCCUGUUUUGUACUUCGUAACCUUGGCAACAAACCCCCUGGAUCACCCAUACCACCGAAACCCUACGACUGCGAGCUUUGGACCUCAACUGACUACUCCCACGACACCUGGGAGGCGUGCAGCGAAGUCUUCUGGAAACACUGCGCUAAAAGUCAUCGUAAACCGUUCUCACCGAAACAGUGCUGCUCUCGUAUCGGUCCCGCGAAGCCAAAGUGGUGCUGGUAGUGAAACAAUAAAUGGCUUGGCUCACUCCUGAGUAGAGAUAU